Messenger RNA from Oncorhynchus kisutch (coho salmon), 7076 nucleotides. Its product is annotated as serine/threonine-protein kinase/endoribonuclease IRE1. Gene Ontology annotation, molecular function: protein serine/threonine kinase activity; RNA endonuclease activity; ATP binding. NCBI's taxonomy places the organism in Eukaryota, Metazoa, Chordata, Actinopteri, Salmoniformes, Salmonidae. The transcript is spliced from 23 exons. Gene Ontology annotation, cellular component: IRE1-TRAF2-ASK1 complex. The record is from RefSeq and is a predicted model, not a curated record. Gene Ontology annotation, biological process: mRNA processing; protein phosphorylation; IRE1-mediated unfolded protein response. The coding region runs from base 250 to 3591 and encodes 1113 amino acids.
AAUUUCCCCCCCUCCUCCACUGUUUCGGACUUCGCAAUCUAAGUCCAACACCCACAUAUUCAUUUCAGGAAGAUGCAAGUUGGACCGGCACAGAGCCAGAGACACUUGAUUACCGAAGCGAGAAGAGUAGCAACGCCACAGACAAACUGAAAUGUUUUGAUAUCGUAACUCUUUGGGAAUGCCUCUUUAAAACUUGGUUGUAUCGACGCAUUGCAUUCUAUGUAACUCGUACUACCCCGUCUGGACUGUAUGAUGGACUGGACGGUUAGCAGUCGGGCCCUAUUGUGGUGCAUUUUCACGUUACUGUGUAGUAUUGACCCACUUCAAAGGAGUUUCUGCCGCGCCAGCACCGUCUCCCUCCCCGAAAGCCUGCUCUUUGUGUCCACCCUGGAUGGAAACCUACACGCCGUCAGCAAGAAAUCAGGCUCUAUCAAAUGGACGCUGAAAGAGGAUCCUGUUCUGCAGGUUCCAACGCAUGUGGCGGAGCCAGCUUUUCUGCCUGACCCUAAUGAUGGCAGCCUGUACUCUCUAGGAGGGAAGAACAACGAGGGACUGACUAAACUGCCUUUCACCAUACCUGAGCUGGUCCAGGCGUCACCCUGCCGCAGCUCUGACGGGAUCAUCUACAUGGGUAAGAAGCAGGACCUGUGGUACGUGGUGGACCUGUUGACAGGGGAGAAGCAGCAGACCCUCACUUCCUCCUUUGCUGAGAUGCUGUGUCCCUCCUCCUCCCUGCUCUACCUGGGACGCACCGAGUACACUAUCACCAUGUACGACACCAAGAGUAGAGAGCUCCGCUGGAAUGCCACCUACUUCGACUACGCCUCCACGUUGCCUGACGACGACACCAGAUACAAGAUGGCCCACUUUGUCUCCAAUGGUGACGGGCUGGUGGUGACAGUGGACAGUGAGUCGGGUGACGUCCAGUGGAUCCAGAAUUACAACUCCCCCGUGGUGGCCAUGUACAUAUGGCAGCGCGAGGGCCUGCGCAAGGUGCCUCUCACCAACGUCGCUGUGGAAACGCUGCGCUACCUCACCUUCAUGUCAGGCGAGGUGGGCCGCAUCACACAGUGGAAGUAUCCCUUCCCCAAGGAGAAGAAGCCCAAAAACAAGCUCAUGGCCACACUCUACGUAGGCAAGUACUCCACCAGCCUGUACGCAUCGCCCUCCCUGGUGCAUGAUGGGGUCACGGUCGUGCCCCGCGGCAGCACCUUCCCCAUGCUGGAGGGUCCUAACAGCCAGGAGGUAACAAUGGAGGAGGAGUGUGUGAUCACCCCCAGGACCAGCGUCAAAUUCAACUCUGCCCUGAGGGAACGCAACCGCAUCAACUUCAUGAGGAACCACCUGCUCCUCAUAGGUCAUCAUGAGACGCCUCCUGAUGCCCAUAACAAGAUCCUGGAGAAGUUCCCUGACAGUAUCCCACGCCAGCAGGGCAAUGUCAUCCCCUCCACCACAGAGAAGACCCUAGAGGAGAAGGUGAAUGAGAGUGACAUGGGAGAAGGCCCCACUGUGGGCCCCAGCCCCCCGGUGGUCACCUCCAUCCAGGAGCAGCCGGGGCGAACCUCACAGGUGAGGGUGGAGGCCCCUGUGGACUCUAUGCUUAAAGACAUGGCCAGCAUCAUUUUCAGCACCUUCCUCCUGGCUGGCUGGGUAGCCUUCAUCAUCAUCUACCCCAAGAGUGUUCACAAACAGCAGCAGCUGCAGCAUGAACAGUUCCAGAGGCAGUUAGAUGAGCGGCUGGAUCUCCUGAGGAGACAGCCGUUCUCUCCCCCAGGGACCGACCUGCCCCUGCUGGCCCCGGACGCUGACUCAGACCACAGCAGUCCCAACGGCACCCCCAACAUCACCCCCCGUGCAUCCAACCACUCCAACCUGUCUGUGCCCGAGCUGGGCAGCUCCGCCAACGAGCACGAGGAUGGAGAUGAGGACUCCAACAUGGUCAGAGUUGGAAAGAUAAUGUUCCGUCCCAAAAAUGUUUUGGGACACGGUGCAGAGGGAACCAUCGUGUAUAAGGGUCAGUUUGACAACCGUGCCGUGGCAGUCAAGAGGAUCCUCCCAGAAUGCUUCAGCUUUGCUGACCGUGAGGUGGACCUGCUGCGCGAGUCGGACGAGCACCCCAACGUCAUCCGUUACUUCUGCACAGAGAGGGACCGCCAGUUCCAGUACAUCGCUAUAGAGCUGUGUGCCGCCUCACUGCAAGAGUAUGUGGAGAGACAGGAUUUUGAUCGGCAUGGACUGGAGCCUGUGAUGCUGCUGCAGCAGACCAUGUCAGGACUGGCACACCUGCACUCCCUCAAUAUAGUGCACAGAGACCUGAAGCCCCACAACAUCCUGGUGUCCAUGCCCAACGCCCACGGUCGGGCGCGGGCCAUGAUCUCUGACUUUGGCCUGUGUAAGAAGCUGGCGGUGGGCCGACACAGCUUCAGCAGGAGGUCCGGGGUGCCCGGCACCGAGGGGUGGAUCGCCCCAGAGGUCCUCAGUGAGGACUGCAAGGACAACCCUACGUGCACGGUGGACAUCUUCUCUGCAGGCUGUGUGUUCUACUAUGUGGUGUCCUGGGGAUGUCAUCCCUUUGGCAAGUCUCUGCAGAGGCAAGCCAACAUACUGCUGGGAGCCUACAGCCUGGACCAGCUACAGCCCCACAAACAUGAGGACAUCGUGGCCACAGACCUGAUAGAACAGAUGCUGAACAUGGAGCCCCAGAGGAGGCCUUCUGCUGAGAGUGUGCUCAAACACCCCUUCUUCUGGAGCCUGGAGAAACAGCUGCAGUUCUUCCAGGACUUGAGUGACAGGAUAGAGAAGGAGCCGCUGGACGGACCAAUCGUAAGGCAGUUGGAGCGAGGGGGGCGGGCCGUGGUGAAGCUGGACUGGAGGGAACACAUCACAGUGCCUCUACAGACCGACCUACGCAAAUUCCGGUCGUAUAAAGGAGGGUCUGUCAGAGAUCUUCUCCGUGCCAUGAGAAACAAGAAGCACCAUUACAGGGAGUUACCAGCAGAGGUCCAGGAAACUCUGGGCUCCAUCCCUGAUGACUUUGUCUCCUACUUCACUUCCCGCUUCCCCCACCUGCUGCACCACACCUACCUGGCCAUGCGCACCUGUGCCCACGAGAGGUCAUUCCUUCCCUACUACUCCAGCUCAGAGCAGCUCUCCUGGAUACGGACUCCCUACACACACCCCGAGACCACGCCCCCGCUGCAGACACACACGUCGCAGCCAGAGGAACCCACACCGUCAAACACAGUACCCUCACAGCCUGUGAUGGGGUCGAGCACAAUUCCAUCCACAGCACCCAUACAGUCAGUGACCGUAUCAGACUCCACACCCAUACAGUCACUGUCAAUCACAACAACCCCCCCACAGUCAGUGCCAACCACAUUACCAGCAGAGCCAGUAUCAUCCACAUCAUUACCAGUCCAACCAGUACUGCCUACAUCACCCUCAUCCACACUGCCAGACCUGCCUCCACAGACAUUGUUGCCCUCAGAACCCCCCACACAGUCAGAAACCCCCUUUACAGAUCCCGUCCCACCUGAGCCACACAUACUGCCAGUGCCACAUCCAGCCACACCGGACACGGAGCCUGCCUGAGAGCCGAUGAGGGGUGGUAGAUGAGUGCUGCACAGAGGAGCAUUGCCUUACGAGUGGACACAUACUGGUGCUCUGUUGCUCUGUCCUGUGCUGGUGAGGACCAGGCCUGCAGUGCCUGGGAGCUGCCGACAGGGGGGAGCAGCAGCCCAAACCAAGUGCCUUUCCUGCUCGACUGAGACAAAAUGGCUCCGAAUGGAAUCGUCCCAAUGUCCCUCGAAGCAUCAAGAAGCCAGUGCUGAAAUGAACUAGUGGGGGCUGUAAUGUGUAGUACAGAGAGAAUCUGUUUUAUUUGCAAUGGAGUCCCUCCUAAUGUCAAGUAUUGUGAGGUAUUCAAGUAUUGUUGGGCACAAUACUUGGCAAAGCAAGGGAGGAAUUCUUCUGUUGAUGUUGUUGAAAGACGAGUCGACAAUGGUAGUUUUACUGUGGAAUCUUUUUUCUCUUAAUGAGCCUAUUCACUGUAAAGAGGUGUAUAUUAUUGUAUAGGUGAUGACUUGAUAAUGACUAUCGUUGAAAUCAUGGGAUGUGGCCAUUGUGCCUUUUUAAAUAACACUGUGUUAUGUAUGUGGGCUCUGUGAGGGUAGAUGUGUCUGGAAUAGUUUUGCUUGCUGCUGCAGAUGCUGCUUUUCUCUCUUGAAUCAAUACUAUUUCAGUGCCUGUCUUCCUGUGCAGGCGAAGGCAGAUAGUCCAAAGGGUGUUUGAACUAAACACUGGUAAAAGCAUAAUGUGUUUAUCUUUUCUACUUUUAUCUCUGAUAGCUUUGUGCUGUACAUAAGGCACAAGGCAAUAUGUGAUCUGAUGUGUGUUUUUAUUGCAGGACAUCACCCAAAGUCUUGUUUGCUUGACCUCUGACACACGAGGCCUUUACUAAAAUUGGUUCAGCUACAAGUCAUGACAGGAUGAUUACAGAAAACAUUCACUUCACAUUCUGGUUUUGCUGUCUGAGCAAUGGUGUUUUCUCUCAUCCUAGCUUUGAUGAAUGAUGAUCCAAUGCAAUAUGUUUUAUUCAAUCAUAUUGUCUGUAUAAUGAUUGGCAGUUAAAUAGGUCUUCAUUUAUUACAUGAAUUAACUGUUAUAGUUUGUUCAUAUUUUAUUUUUUAAGUGGAAUACAUUUACUUCAGGUUUAUUUUGUACUGUUCAUUGUACAUCAAAAACCCCAAGAAUGUACAGUAUUUUGUCUAAUGCAAGCUGUUUAAAAUGAAGUGAAGAGGGUUUUGUGCAAAAGUGAACAGAAUCUUUUGCAGUCUCGCCUGACGAUGCCUUUUAGUGUUAAGAUUUCAUUUCUAACAUGCCAUCCUGAAUGCAAGAAUAGUUUGUUUUAUGAUAUUCCAUUUUCAAUUUUGCAUUUGUCUCCUUUUGCCAACAUGUCUGCCAUUGUUGGAGUGAAAAUGCCAAAUUAAAUCAGCAUUAAUCUGUUACUGUGUUAGUUUGCAGAUAUUUUGAGCUUGUGGAACUAAUGCUGCAUUCAUAACCAAGUGGGAAGGUGGUAUUUACCAUAUACCGACUGGGAAAAAUCCACUUGAACGCACCUACAACUUCCAAUUACUAGUGAGAAACUCAUCGAUCAUCCCUGAUCUCGGCUUCUCCCACAUGCUGACCUCUGACAACACCUACGAAGGAAGAGACUUCACCAACAGCAGUUUCGGCAGUUAAAUAAGCACCAUUACAGGGAGUUACCAGCUGAGGUCCAGGAGACUCUGGGCUCCAUCGCUGAUGACUUUGUCACCUACUUCACCUCCCGCUCCACACCUACCUGGCCAUGCACACAUGUGCACAGGAGGCACUUCCUUCCCAACUACUCCAGCUUAGAGCAGCUCUACUGGAUACGGACUCCCUACACACACCACGAGGCCACCCCCCCGCUGCAGACACACACGUCGCAGCCAGAGGAACCCACAUUGUCAAACACAAUACCCUCACAGCCUGUGAUGGUGUCGGGCACAAUUCCAUCCACAGCACCCAUACAGUCAGUGACCGUAUCAGACUCCACACCCAUAGUCACUGUCAAUCACAACAACACAACCAUAUUGCCAGUAUCAUCCACAUUCUUACCAGCCAAACCAGUACUGCCUACAUCACCCUCAUCCACACUGCCAGACCUGCCCCCAUGGACAGAUGCCCAACCAGCCCUCCACACCCUCAGAAAUCCCCCUUACAAAUCCUGUCCCACCUGAACCACCAGUGCCACACAGGACACGGAGCCUGCCUGAAAGCCAGGUGAUGGGUACGGCACAGAGGAGUGUUGCCUUGGGGGUUUAGGCUGGGUUUCUGUAUAGCACUUUGUGACACCUGCAGAUGUAAAAAGGGCGUUUUAUAAAUACAUUUGAUUGAUUGAUUGCCUUACGAGUGGACACAUACUGGGGCCCUGUGGCUCUUUCCUGUGCUGGUGAGGACCAGGCCUGCAUUGCCUGGGACCUGCCGACGGGGCAGCAGCAGCCCAAACCAAGGGCCUUUCCUACUCUACUGAGACAAAAUGGCUCAGGAUGGAACCGUCCCAAGGUCCCCCGAUGCAUCAAGAAGCCAGGGUGGAAAUGAACUAGUGUGGGCAGAGAGAACCUGUUUUAUUUGCAAUGGAGUCCCGCCUUAUGUCAAGUAUUGUUGGGUACAAAAUACUUGGCAAUACAAGGGAGGAAGUCUUCUGUUUAUGUUGGAAGACUUAAGUCAACAAUGGUAGUUUUACUGUACAACGUUCCCUCAGUGAGCCUUUUCACUGUAAAGAGGUGUAUAUUUUUGUAUAUGUGACUAGAUAAUGACUUAAUCAAUGAUAAUCAUAUGUGGCCAUUGUGCCUUUUUAAAUAACACUGUGUUGUGUAUGUGAGCUCUGUGAGGGUAGAUGUGUCUGGAAUAGUUUUGCUUGCUGCUGCAGAUGCUGCUUGUCUCUUGACUCAGUACUAUUUCAGUGCCUGUCUUCCUGUGCAGUCAAGGAGAGAUAUUCCAAAGGGUGUUUGAAUUGAACACUGGUAGAAGCAUGUGUUUCUUUUCUACUUUUAUCUUAUCUCUGUUAGCGUUGUGCUGUACAUCGGGCACAAAUAAAUAUUGUUGUUUUUUAUUGCAGGGUGUCAGCCAGUUUUGUUUGCUUCAUCUCUUGACACACUAGGCAUAACUAAAACUUGUUUGGCUACAAGUCAUGAUAGGAUGAUUACAAUGUAUUCCCUUUACAUUCCGGGUUAUGGGCUUGAGUUUCUUUGUCCAUUCUUUGAUGGAGGGAUUAUAUUUAUUUUCUCUCAUCUCAUAUUCCUUAACGAGGAUCCAGUGAAACAUGUUUUAUUCAAUCAUAUCCAUUGUCAGUGAAUAACAGAUUAAUAGGUAUUUAAUGUAUUACAUUUAACUGUAAUAGUCUAAUAUUUUAUUUAUUUUGUAAGCUGUUAUGUACUGUCCAUACUACACUGUUUCAACAUUUUCUCAUCUUGCAUUGCCAACGAAUAUGCAGCUGUUUUAAGUGAAAAAGCCAAAUAAAUCAGCGUUAUAUUUGUGCCUUUUGAACUUUA